This is a messenger RNA of Nestor notabilis (Kea), 2074 nucleotides long. RefSeq names its product slit homolog 3 protein-like. Lineage: Eukaryota; Metazoa; Chordata; Aves; Psittaciformes; Psittacidae. Gene Ontology annotation, biological process: negative chemotaxis; axon guidance. The transcript has 19 exons. The annotation marks the transcript as partial. Gene Ontology annotation, molecular function: Roundabout binding; heparin binding. The record is from RefSeq and is a predicted model, not a curated record.
GCAACUGGACAACAACCAGAUCAGCUGCAUCGAAGAUGGAGCCUUCCGAGCCCUGCGCGACCUGGAGAUCCUUACUCUCAACAAUAACAACAUCACCCGCAUUCCUGUUACCAGUUUCAAUCAUAUGCCAAAGAUCAGGACUCUGCGGCUUCACUCCAACUUCCUGCACUGCGACUGCCACCUGGCCUGGCUGUCGGACUGGCUGCGGCAGCGCCGCACCAUCGGGCAGUUCACCUUUUGCCUGGCCCCUGUCAACCUGCGCGGCUUCCUGGUGGCAGAUGUGCAGAAGAAGGAUUUUGUCUGCUCCGGUUCCCAGUCUGAACCUCCGUCAUGCAGUGCCAGUUCCAUCACUUGCCCAUCUGCCUGCACCUGCAGCAACAAUGUGGUGGAUUGUCGAGGAAGGGGCUUAACAGAAAUUCCAGCUAACCUCCCAGAAGACAUUUGGGAAAUACGUUUGGAACAAAACCUCAUCAAAAUCAUUCCCCCUGGAGCUUUUACCCAGUACAAGAAGCUUAAGAGAAUAGACAUCAGCAAGAAUCAAAUCUCUGACAUUGCACCUGAUGCAUUCAAAGGCUUGAAGUCUCUCAUUUCAUUAGUGCUCUAUGGAAACAAGAUCACAGAGAUUCCCCAGGGCCUUUUUGAUGAUCUUGUGUCUCUGCAGCUGCUCCUUCUCAAUGCCAAUAAGAUCAACUGCCUGAGGGUAAACACGUUUCAAGGUCUGCAUAAUCUCAAGCUGCUAUCUCUUUAUGACAACAAACUGCAGACCAUCAGCAAGGGGCUCUUUGCACCUCUCCGAUCGAUCCAGACUCUACAUUUAGCUCAGAAUCCAUUUGUGUGUGACUGCCAUUUGAAGUGGCUGGCUGAUUACCUGCAGGAUAAUCCGAUAGAGACCAGCGGCGCUCGGUGCAGCAAUCCACGUCGCCUUGCCAACAAGCGAAUCAGCCAGAUCAAGAGCAAGAAGUUCCGCUGCUCAGGGUCAGAGGAUUACAGAAGCAAAUUCACUGGGAAGUGUUUCAUGGACCUUGUCUGUCCCGAGAAGUGUCGCUGCGAGGGAACAAUUGUAGACUGCUCUAACCAAAAACUCACCCGAUUACCCAGUCACCUUCCUGAGUAUACUACUGAUCUGCGUUUGAAUGACAAUGAUAUUUCUGUUUUGGAAGCCAUCGGACUCUUCAAGAAAUUGCCCAACCUCAGAAAAAUAAAUCUAAGCAACAACAAGAUCAAGGAGAUCCGAGAAGGCACGUUUGACGGAGCUUCAGGAGUACAGGAGCUGAUUCUGACGGAGAAUCAACUGGAGUCAGUGCAUGGACGGAUGUUUCGAGGCCUCACAGGGCUAAAGACAUUGAUGCUGAGGAGCAACUCUAUCAGCUGUAUAAACAAUGACACCUUUGCUGGACUGAGCUCAGUGAGGCUUCUUUCUCUGUAUGACAAUCACAUCAGCACUAUCACCCCUGGAGCCUUCAGCACAUUAGUCUCUUUGUCUACAAUUAAUUUGCUGGCUAACUCCUUUAAUUGUAACUGCCAUUUGGCCUGGCUGGGAAAAUGGUUGAGGAAGAAGAGAAUUGUCAGUGGAAAUCCACGCUGCUUGAAACCCUUUUUCUUAAAGGAUAUUCCAAUCCAAGAUGUAGAUGUCCAGGACUUCACCUGUGACGGUAAUGAAGAAAGCAGCUGCUUGCUUUCACCUCCCUGCCCUUCCCAGUGUACCUGUGUGGACUCAGUGGUACGCUGCAGCAACAAAGGGCUGCGGAUAUUGCCCAAAGGAAUUCCCAAAGACGUGACUGAGCUGUACCUGGAGGGAAACCAUCUGACUGCUGUGCCAAAGGGGCUCUCCACCUUCAGACACCUCACACUGAUUGAUUUGAGCAACAACAGCAUAAGUGUAUUGGCCAAUCAUACCUUCAGCAACAUGACUCAGUUGUCAACACUCAUCUUGAGUUACAAUAGACUCCGGUGCAUUCCAGUCCACGCCUUCAAUGGGCUCAGGUCUCUUCGAGUGCUGACACUCCAUGGAAAUGAUAUUUCCAGUGUUCCCGAAGGUUCUUUCAGUGACCUGGUAUCCCUGUCCCAUCUGUAA